UGUUGGAUCCUAGUUUUCUGUAGCUGUAAAAAUACAUGUAAUAGUGCCUAAUAUUUAGUGCAUGAACUGCGAGGCUAAUUCAAAUUCCAGCUAGACUAAACUAGUUGUGGGAGCUCAGGCAGUCUUACCUGACAUGGCUGUCUAACUUUAGUGUGUUCCUCUGUAAAGUGGGAACGGUAACAGUGUGCUUCAUGGGGUUUGAAGACUGGGAUGUCAUGUGCUUAGCACCCUAUCUGACACAUAACCCUCAGUAAGUGUCACGCAACAGGAAUGAUGGUUACUACGACUCCGGUCCUCACACCCCAGGUCUGGGACUAUGAGGGCAGGAGGGUUGGAAAUCCCCAGAUUCAGCCCUGGCAUCAAGCAGUUGUCACUGACAUCUCUUGCCUAAAUGGGCAAGGAGAAGUUGGAGAGGGCGCACACUUCCAAGGAAGAUGGGAUGGCCAGGAUGGGCUCUUUUAAACCAGGGCUCUCCAGGAGAAGGGUUCAUCUUGUGACCUAGUUUCCCCCUGCCAUUGCUCUGAUCACCAUGAAGAUAUUCUUCCGGUUUCCCUUGGUACUGACCCUGUUUUCCUGCGUGUUCUGACAUUCUGUCAUGUAGAUUUAACCUGCUCUGUGUCAGGCCCUGUGCUUGAAGCUGAGGGUCCCAGAUGGACAAAGCACUCCUCACCUUCAGGGAGCUCAGCCUUACUAGAGCAGUGCUUCUUCAUCGUGAGUGUCCCUGGGAAUCUUGCUAAAAUACAAAUUCUGAUGCUAUAGGUCUGAGGUAGGACCUGAGAUCCUGCGUGUCUAACAGGCUCUCGGGUGACGCUGAUGAAGCUGGUUCGCGGCUGCGCUCUGAGUAGCCAGAUGUAGAGGAUUGUUACAAAUUAGUGGAGUGGCAGGGAGCUGCAGGCUGGAGACCCAGGCCAGGCUAACCGCCUGGCAGCUUGAGGUGGUCUCCGCCCCCUUGCUCGCUGAGGUUCCCUCCCAGGAAUCCGACACGUGACCGUCGGACCUCCGGCUCAGAGAGAGGAGCCCUGUAAGCGCCAUGGCUCCGGAGGCGGCGCCCCGCUUUCCCUCUCUGCUUCUGCUGCUCCUGUCGCUGCUGCCCCAGGCAGACACUCGGUCGUUCGUAGUGGAUCGGGAACACGACAGGUUCCUGCUGGACGGGGUCCCGUUCCGCUACGUGUCUGGCAGCCUGCACUACUUUCGGGUACCGCGGGUGCUUUGGGCUGACCGGCUUUACAAGAUGCGGAUGAGCGGCGUCAACGCCGUGCAGUUUUAUGUGCCCUGGAACUACCAUGAGCCAGAACCUGGGGUCUAUAACUUUAAUGGCAGCCGGGACCUCAUUGCCUUUCUGAAUGAGGCAUCUGUAGCGGACCUGCUGGUCAUACUGAGACCAGGACCUUACAUCUGUGCAGAGUGGGAGAUGGGGGGUCUCCCAUCCUGGUUGCUUCGAAAACCCAAUAUUCAUCUGAGAACCUCAGAUCCAGAUUUCCUUGCUGCAGUGGAUUCCUGGUUCAAGGUCUUGCUGCCCAAGAUCUAUCCAUUUCUCUACCACAAUGGGGGCAACAUCAUUAGCAUUCAGGUGGAAAAUGAGUAUGGUAGCUACAAGGCCUGUGACUUCCAUUACAUGAGGCACCUGGCUGGGCUCUUCCGUGCACUGCUAGGGGACAAGAUUUUGCUCUUCACCACAGACGGGCCAGAAGGACUCAAAUGCGGCUCCCUCCAUGGACUCUACACCACCGUAGAUUUUGGCCCAGCUGACAACAUGACCAGAAUCUUCACUCUGCUUCGGAAGUACGAACCCCGUGGCCCACUGGUGAACUCUGAGUACUACACAGGCUGGCUGGAUUACUGGGGCCAGAACCACUCCACACGCUCUAUUCUAGCUGUAACCAAAGGACUGGAAAACAUGCUCACCUUGGGAGCCAGUGUCAACAUGUACAUGUUCCAUGGCGGUACCAACUUUGGAUACUGGAAUGGGGCUGAUGAGAAGGGCCACUUCCUUCCGAUUACCACCAGCUACGACUAUGACGCGCCCAUAUCUGAAGCAGGAGACCCCACACCUAAGCUUUUUGCUCUUCGAAACGUCAUCAGCAAGUUCCAGGAAGUUCCCUUGGGACCUUUACCUCCACCGAGCCCCAAGAUGACACUUGGACCUUUGACUCUCUACCUGGAUGGGGAGUUGCUGGCUUUCCUGGACUUCCUGUGCCCUGAAGGGCCCAUCCAUUCAGUCCUGCCCUUGAGCUUUGAGGCUGUCGGGCAGGACCACGGCUUCGUGUUGUAUCGGACCUAUCUGACCCAUACCAUUUUUGAGCCAACGCCACUCUGGGUGCCAAAUAAUGGAGUCCACGACCGUGCCUAUGUUAUGGUGGAUGGGGUGUUCCACGGUGUUUUAGAACGAAAUAUGAAACACCAACUAUUUCUGGUGGGGGAAAUGGGGGCCAGACUGGAUAUCUUGCUGGAGAACAUGGGGAGACUCAGUUUCGGAUCUAACAGCAGUGACUUCAAGGGCCUGUUACAGCCACCAAUUCUGGGGCAAGUAAUGCUUACCCAGUGGAUGAUGUUCCCUCUGAAAGUUGAUAACCUUGUAAAGUGGUGGUUCCCCCUUCACUUACUGAAAAGCACAAAACCUCGAACUCCCUCUGGCCCCACCUUCUACUCUACAACGUUUCCAAUUGCAGGCCCGCUUGGGGACACAUUCCUCUAUCUCCCUGGAUGGACCAAGGGCCAAGUCUGGAUCAAUGGGUUCAACUUGGGCCGGUACUGGACAAAACAGGGGCCACAAGAGACCCUCUAUGUGCCAAGACCCCUGCUGCUUCCGAGGGGAGCCACCAACAAAAUCACAUUGCUGGAGCUAGAAAACGUGCCUCCCGAGCCCCAGAUCCAGUUUUUGGAUCAGCCCAUCCUCAACAGCACCGUGCACAGGACAUACAUCUACUCUCUCUCUGCGGAGGCACAGAGCGCCUCGGAACCAAUGCAGUUAAGUGGGCACUGA
Lepus europaeus (European hare) is the source of this 2983-nucleotide messenger RNA. RefSeq names its product galactosidase beta 1 like (gene GLB1L). Gene Ontology annotation, molecular function: beta-galactosidase activity. The record is from RefSeq and is a predicted model, not a curated record. The transcript has 16 exons. Gene Ontology annotation, cellular component: vacuole. Bases 1031 to 2983 code for a protein of 650 amino acids. Gene Ontology annotation, biological process: carbohydrate metabolic process. NCBI's taxonomy places the organism in Eukaryota, Metazoa, Chordata, Mammalia, Lagomorpha, Leporidae.